Molecule: messenger RNA, 1706 nt
Organism: Rhizophagus irregularis DAOM 181602=DAOM 197198
Lineage: Eukaryota; Fungi; Glomeromycota; Glomeromycetes; Glomerales; Glomeraceae
Molecular function (GO): protein binding
Source: RefSeq, a predicted model, not a curated record
AUGAAUCGUACCUUAUCCAUAGAUUUUUUAAAUUUACUUCAAGAUCCUAUUGAUUAUAAUGCAAAAAUUAUAGUUGGCAAAGAACAAAAUAUUAAAGAAUUUAACUUACAUUCAGCAAUCUUAGCUUCUAGAUCCAAUUAUUUUAAAAACGCUUUAUCUUUACGAUGGGCAAAAAAAGAAAAUGGAAUAAUUAUUUUUAAAAAGCCUAACAUUUCACCUUUGGUAUUUCAAGUUUUAAUAAAGUAUAUUUAUUCGGGAAUAAUUUCCAUUGAAAAUAAUGAGAUUGGUCUUAUUAUUGAUGUUAUAAUUGCCGCUGAUGAACUUGAAUUACUUGAGCUUUAUCAACAACUUGAGGAAGUUUUACUUGGAAAUAUAUUAGAAUGGAAAACAAAAGAUAUUAUUAAAAUUUUACGAUGUGAUAAUUUCGUCAAUUUAUAUAAAGCUGCAAUAAAUUUGGUGUGUAACAAUCCCGGAGUUAUUUUUGAAUCUGAUGAUUUCUUAAAAAUGGAAGAAACUUAUCUUAUUCAACUUUUAAAAUGUGAUUAUCUUAAAUUAGAAGAAAUUAAAAUUUGGGAAUAUUUAAUUAAAUGGGGAAUCAAAAAUACAAAUUCUAUAUUAAAUAAUGAUAUAAAAACAUGGAAACCAUUGAAUUUCAUAGAUCUAAAGAAAACUUUACAAAAUUGUAUCCCUCAUAUUCGAUUUUUUCAAAUGUCACCUGAUGAAUACACGAAGAUUAGAACUGAUUUUAAAAAUAUUUUACCUGAUGAUCUCGAUGAUGAAGUUACUCAAUAUUUUUCAAAUUCUGCUUCCAGACUUUCUUUCAAUGCUUUACCGCCAAGAUAUAUAUUUGAUUCCAAGAUUAUUAACGCUACAGAUGUUGCUUUAAUAGCAAGUUGGAUUGAUAAGAAAAAUGGAACACCUCAUCAUUUUAACGAUUUACCUUUUAAAUUUAAUCUUAUUUAUCGUGCUAGUCGGGAUGGUUUUGGGACUGAUAAAUUUCAUAAACAUUGCGAUAAUAAGGGACCAACUAUUCUUUUAAUUAAAGUUCGUCACCCAAGAGAGAUAAUUGGUGGUUAUAAUCCAUUAGAAUGGUGUCGUACCAAGAUGGUAGAAGAUGAAAGAUCUCAUAAUCAUAAAAAUUAUCAAUGUGAAACGUCAAAUAGUUUUUUAUUUUCAUUAACAAGUCGAUUUAAUCCUAUAUUAAGUCGAGUCAAUUUUGAAAAAGAAGCAAUCAUUUGGAGUAAAAAUGAGGGACCAUAUUUUGGUUUACAAGAUUUGUAUAUUAAAUCAUCAGGAUCUUUUAUUAAUAAUAUUGUUGGUAAAAGCAAGCAACAUUCAUAUGAAAAGAAAAUCAUCAAUAGAGAAACUUUUGAAAUAGAAGAAUAUGAAGUAUUUCAAGUUAUUGAUAAUAGAUUAUCUACCUUGAUAUUAAUUAGGUUUCAAAAGAUUUUUAAGAAAAUUUUUGAUAAUAUUAAAAGGAUACCCAUAAUGAUAUCCAGAAAUAUUAUACUUAUUAUUCUUAUAAUUCUUAUAAUUUUGUGUUUAAAUUGGCUUUAUGCUAGAGCUACUAGGGGUUUUGCCAACAGACAACUAAAUCGUUCAAAUCGUUACAACUGCAGAAAUAUGAUUCAAACUGAUUAUUACUGAUUAUUGUACAUCACUCUAGUUAGAUGUUAAAAUAAAUGAUAUUUUUGAAAAUAAUUUAA